Messenger RNA from Cucumis melo (muskmelon), 2022 nucleotides. Its product is annotated as cytochrome P450 71AP13-like. Bases 458 to 1996 code for a protein of 512 amino acids. The transcript is spliced from 2 exons. Gene Ontology annotation, molecular function: heme binding; monooxygenase activity; oxidoreductase activity, acting on paired donors, with incorporation or reduction of molecular oxygen. The record is from RefSeq and is a predicted model, not a curated record. NCBI's taxonomy places the organism in Eukaryota, Viridiplantae, Streptophyta, Magnoliopsida, Cucurbitales, Cucurbitaceae.
AUAGAAGGAGGAAAUAUACACAUUCCAUAACUUUUCUUUUUGCUAUUUUUACAAAAGCCCAAUAAUAUAAUACUAUGCGAAUAUUAAAGUACAAAUUAAAAAACAACUCAAGAGGAGGUGUAGGUUUGGUUGCAUUUGAGUUCAUUAGUUCUUUUGUGCUGUGUAGCUAACGAGUGUUGAGAUGAUAAAUCAAUUAUUGCAUACUAAAACCAAAAAAGAAAAUGAAAGAAUAAGAAGUUGAGAUGGGACCAUUUUCUAUAGAGUAAUUGUUUUGAUAAAAAUUUACCAAAAAUAUUUAGAAUAUUUUAGUAAAUGUUUGUGUAUAUAUAUAUAAUGUUUGUGUAUAUAUAUAUAUAAUGUUUGUAAAUAUCUUUUUGUCAUAAAUAAAUGAAGGCGAAAUAGAUAGACAAGUAGAAAGAAAGUGUAAAGCUAAACAUACCCAACGGAUUCCAACGCAAUGUUCAUCCUUCCAUGUCUCAAUGAAUCUCUCACCUCAUUCUCCACACUCAUCUUCUUCAUUUCUCUUCUCCUUCUCCUUCUAAUCCCCAAACUCAAAUCAAAACCCAACCAAAAUCUCCCACCAUCCCCACCAAAACUUCCUUUAAUUGGAAACCUCCACCAGCUAAACCACCAUCCCCAUCUCUGUUUCCACCGCCUCUCUCAAAAGUUCGGUCCCAUCAUCCUCCUUCAACUCGGACAAAUCCCAACUCUCAUAAUCUCAUCACCAAAAGUCACCAAAGAAGCCUUCAAAACCCACGACCUCUACUUCUCAAGCCGCCCCCUUCUCUUCUCCGCCCAACACAUCUUCUACAACUGCACUGACAUUGCCUUUGCCCCUUACGGCUCUUACUGGCGCCAAGUCAGAAAAAUCUGCAUCCUCCAACUCCUUAAUGCCAAAAGGGUCCAAUCCUUUGCCUUCAUUCGACAACAAGAAGUUGCCCGUUUGGUAAAAAGAAUCUCCCACUCCAACAAUCCGGUCGAUUUGUCCAACUUGUUAGCGAUGUAUGGUAAUGAUGUGAUCUGCCGAAUGGCGCUUGGGAGGGAAUUUUCCGCCGGUGGUGCAUACCAUCUUCACGGGAUUCAAGAAUUACUCGAAGAGUUUCAGCUUUUGCUUCGUGGGUUCUGUUUUGGGGAUUUGUUCCCUUCCUUGUCAUUUAUCAGUAAUCUAACAGGGUUGAAAUCGAGGCUUGUAAGGACGUUUAAAAGGUUCGAUAAGUUGCUUGAUCAAGUAAUAGUUGAACAUCAGAGUCCCGAGGGAGAGAAACUUGGAGAAUCUAAGGAUCUUGUUGAUGUUUUGCUUGAUAUACAAAAGAAUGGAUCUGAUGAUAGAUUUCCCCUGACUAUGGAUAAUGUUAAAGCCAUUCUUUUGGACAUGUUUAUUGCAGGGACUGAAACAACGUUUACAGCUCUUGAUUGGGGCAUGACGGAGCUAAUAACACACCCAAAGGUCAUGGAAAGAGCACAAAACGAAAUUCGAAGCAUUGUUGGUGAGAAAAAAAUUGUAACAGAGGAUGAUGUUUUAGAAAUGCAUUACUUGAAAGCUGUGGUUAAAGAGGUGCUCCGGUUGCAUCCACCAGCGCCGCUUGCACUUCCAAGAGAAACUACAAAAAAUGUGAGGAUUGAAGGUUACGAUAUUCCAGCUAAAACAAGGGUUUUUGUGAAUGUUUGGGGAAUUGGAAGAGACCCAGAAUCGUGGAAGAACCCAGAAAGUUUUGAGCCAGAGAGAUUUAUAGAGAAUGAAGUUGAUUACAGAGGGCUGGAUUUUGAGUUCAUUCCGUUUGGAGUUGGAAGAAGGAUUUGUCCAGGUAUUACUUUGGGGAUCGCCAUGAUCGAGAUAGCUUUUGCUCAGAUUUUGCAUAGCUUUGAUUGGGAGCUUCCAAAUGGGAUUGAAGUUAAGGAUUUAGAUAUGACCGAAGUUGUUGGUGUCACAAUGCAUAGAAAAGCUCACUUGGAGGUUGUAGCAAAACCCUACUUUGGUUCAUCCAUCACAAAUUAAUUACUAUUACUUUUGUUACGUUUAAA